AUGCGCCGCUCAAGGCCCUUGGCCAAAAGACACAGUCCCUUUGGACAUAUUGGUGGUCUCCAGCAGGCUAGCUCCCGACUAUGUCGAUGCAAUCAUGAAACUUCCAGCGAGCACUUGCCUCGACUACACUGUCCUCCAGCGCCCAGCAGUCGCUAUGGUUACCUUCGUGAACCAUCUCGAAGCGCGACGGGGGAAUUGUUGCCCAAGUACCUUUUUGCUUUAGAUAUUUAUCAAAGUGCCCCGGUCCUUUCCAGUCUCUUCGGUUCGAUCGUUGAGAGCAUCCGGUACUUAGGACCCGAGAACUGCGCCCUUUCGGUGGUGGAGGGCCGAUCAACCGACGGCACUUUCGAGAUUCUGUCGUCGCUCCAGCCAGUGCUGGAGGGGAUCGGCUUGAAAUACUACUUCCAAACCAGCGAUAUCGAUCCUAGCAGCGAUCGCAUCCAGGCAUUAGCGGCGCUUCGCAAUCUCGCAAUCGAGCCGUACACCGCCGCCCCCAAUACGUUCUCCGAGUCGUCCACGAUCAUCUUCAUCAAUGAUAUCGUCCUCUGCGGCGAAGAUACCCUCGAGGUGAUCCAUCAACGCCAAUAUCAAGGCGCCCAUAUGGCCUGCGCGAUGGAUUGGGUCUACGUUGGAAACGACCCGACCUUCUACGAUAUCUGGAUUGCGCGCGGCAUGACUGGCGACUCAUUCUUUAAUAUCCCCGAGGACGGAAGCUGGAAUUAUGCGUGGAACCUCUUCUGGAAUGACCCCGAGGCUCGGUCAAGCUUACAUGCGGGACUGCCGUUCCAAGUAUUCUCCUGCUGGAAUGGCAUCGUUGCCUUUAACAGUCAGCCAGUCUUCGAGAAGAAAGUCGGUUUCCGGUCUGUAAACGAUAAGGAGUGCUUCCAAGGGGAACCCAAGCUCUUCUGCAAAGAUCUGUGGCACCGUGGAUAUGGCAAGAUUGCCGUUGUUCCCAGCGUGAAUGUUGGGUAUUCUGUGGAAGAAGCGCAAAAGCUGAAGAAGCUUAAAGGGUAUGUCUCUAAUCGGCUAUCCUCAGGAGAGCAAGAGAGGCAGAUUGCAUGGAAAGGUGAGCCACCAGAUUUUGUCAAAUGUAUGCCAGGAUAUGAGCACCAAUCGUUUGUUCCAUGGAAUGAAGGACUUUCGGUAUAGAUUGUCAUGGUUCAAAACUGCAGUUUGUGUUGAUACCUGGGGAGGAGGUUAAUGGCAUCUAGUAUUAUCUCUGUCGCGUUCCUGGAAUUCAUCAGUCAGGCUUUACGUUUCCUAAACCGCGACGCGUUCCCACCA
Molecule: messenger RNA, 1284 nt
Organism: Eremomyces bilateralis CBS 781.70
Lineage: Eukaryota; Fungi; Ascomycota; Dothideomycetes; Eremomycetales; Eremomycetaceae
Exons: 2
Coding region: 1-1149 (382 amino acids)
Source: RefSeq, a predicted model, not a curated record